AGAUCACAUAAUCAUUGCGUGGUUGUCGAUAAUCGAGCUAUAUAUAGUUCAAGAUGAGACCAUUUCUUCGGGAAUUAGUGUUCACGACUUUGCUGGGCGCAGUCGUAGCUGCUUCAAUCGGGCGCAAUCGAGAUGUGUUCAUCAACUCCGAACCUGAUUUUCAAAAAGCUUUGUUGGUUGUUGAAAAGGCCGCAGAACAGCCAGGAAACAUCGAUUACGAGACCUUUUGCCUUAGUAGAGGACGAGACUCAUUGAAACUACGCUGUCAAAUUAAGGAAGUUCCUGAUGUUGCCUUGUUUGUCUGUCUUAGGGCGACUGAGCUCUGUGUGAAUAUUACGACACGCGUGGAUGAUGUUUUGCUAGGUCUUGGAAAUUCCGGCAUCAAAGUAAUGCAAUAUUCUAACGAUAGUUACAUUGGCGGGUUAAAUUGUGGCGAACCAGGAAAUCCGAAUACACGAUGCUAUGGAUAUCUGGUGGAAUGGCUCUCAGUUGAUCAGGCACAGGAAGCAUCGCUCAGAAGUAAUAUUUAUAUUGGCACAAUCCCAACCUUGGUGGAAUCGAUAAAAAGUUAUCAAGUAACGCAGGAAGCGCUUUCGCUGACCGCUGACGACUUGGGGAAAAUUCUCAAUUACACCCACGAUCAAGGGACUGGUUUCUACUCACGAAUCUGCGGGCUGCAAGGUUUCUUCAUGAAGAAGGGGGGAUUUUCGAUUUUUGAUCCUGAUGAUAUACGUAUAGUGAGUAGUUUGGAUUACUUUUGUCACGAUGAAUAUAUCUAUCCGACUACAGAGAUGGUUGUUAAAUCCUUGAAGCAAAUGAUAGUCGAUCUACGGCCUUCAAACUCCAGUCUUGCAUGGUUGAAAUCCCCAGGGAAGAAUAACUGAAUGUAGUUUUUUGGAUUGGUGUGAUGUGAAAUGAUGUUAUGCGUGGUAAUUGACUGUUUACAGAUAUUAAUUUUGAACAUCCAAACUCAACGUUUCUGAUCCUUACUAGAACGAUAAUCUUUCAACUCAAUUUAAAAUAAGUAUAUGAUUAAUUAUUUUUAAUAUUUCUGUACACCUCUCUGAACAGGAUUCGUGUACUUUUAUAACAUUUUUACUAAUGUUUUUACUGCAUGAGAAAUGCACCCUGAUUCAUAUAUUGUUUACUUAAUUACAACUGCUUCUAAAAAUGCUUCGAACGAACAGAAUAAAUCGACAAAAAUCAAUAAAGGUGUGUUUCCUCUCAACAAUGAGUGCUCAGUAAUAAAAUUGGAUUGAAAUGUAGAUUUUUUACACGUACAAAAUUCAAAAGAACUU
Molecule: messenger RNA, 1298 nt
Organism: Dendronephthya gigantea
Lineage: Eukaryota; Metazoa; Cnidaria; Anthozoa; Malacalcyonacea; Nephtheidae
Exons: 3
Coding region: 54-884 (276 amino acids)
Source: RefSeq, a predicted model, not a curated record